Messenger RNA from Cryphonectria parasitica EP155, 4052 nucleotides. RefSeq lists its product as uncharacterized. Gene Ontology annotation, cellular component: spindle pole body; microtubule associated complex; spindle. Lineage: Eukaryota; Fungi; Ascomycota; Sordariomycetes; Diaporthales; Cryphonectriaceae. The record is from RefSeq and is a predicted model, not a curated record. The coding region runs from base 1 to 3873 and encodes 1290 amino acids. Gene Ontology annotation, biological process: nuclear migration involved in conjugation with cellular fusion; establishment of mitotic spindle orientation. The transcript has 3 exons.
AUGGCAGACCUGGCGGUAGGGCAGGUCAUCCGCCUCGCCGACGGCCGCAAUGCCAUCUUGCGCUUCGUCGGCGAGACCGAGUUCGCCCCCGGCGUCUGGGUCGGCUGCGAGCUGGACGACGGCUCCGGCAAGAACGAUGGCAGCGUGCAGGGCGAGCGCUACUUUGAAUGCGACAUGGGCCACGGCAUGUUCGUGCGCCCCUCGGCCGUCACCGUCUUGUCUCAGCCGCCGCCGAGACAGAGGGCGGCCCCUACGGCGGCUGCGACCACAGCAGCAGCAACAAGCUCAGCCGCAGCAAAAAAGAGGCCUAGCAGUUUCGCCUCUGGUGGGUUGAGGAGCACAUCCACAUCUCUGGACCCCAAUGCCGGGAGGAGGAAGAGCAUGAACGCCCCGAGCCCUAGUCCGGUCGGGAGGACAUCGCGCCCUACCAGCAUUGCCAGGUCUCCUACGAAAUCCCCCACCAAACAAUUGGGCCUCGGAACGGCAACAUCAAGCGCCUCCACCUCGCGAACAGCUACACCGGCCAACGCACGCGGAGGGGCUGCCGCGACAAGAGCAGCACGGGUCUCCUCCACAAGCACCACCACGAGAAACUCGAUGGGGCCGCCCGCGAGACCAGGUCGUCAGGCAUCUGUGUCUUCAACGGCGGGCGGGCGGGCAGCGGCAAGAACAUCAGCCAACCGUCUGUCUCUGUCGACGACGGCGACGGGCAAGGCUCGGGCUGCCGAGGCCUCCAAGCGCGGCUCGCCUGGAUCACAGUCUGGCACGGAGAAGAGGGCAUCGGUCGACAGGGGGGCCUCCAACCGCAAGAUCGAGGACCUCGAGGCCAAGCUGCGCGUCAUGGAGAGGAAGCGUAUGGAGGACCGGGACAAGAUCAAGCUCCUAGACAAGGUCCAGGCCGACCGCGACAAGUUCGAGGGCAUCAUCCAGAAGCUGCAGCAAAAGUAUGGCCCCAUGCAGCAGGAGCUCGCCGACUCGCGAAGGCAGCUGGCCGACCUGAAGAAGAGCUUCGAGUCCGUCGAGCGCAUGCAGGCCGAGCACGACUCCGAGCUGGAGCUGGCGACCCUCGACCGCGAGAUGGCCGAGGAGACUGCCGAGGUCCUCAAGUCGGAGGUCGAGGCCCUCAAGGAGAAGGCUGAGGAGCUGGAGCUGGAGCUGGAGAUCCUCCGCGAGGAGAACUCCGAGUACACCAAGGGUAUGUCGCCCGAGGAGAAGGCAAGCACGAACUGGAUCCAGCUGGAGAGGAACAACGAGCGCCUGCGCGAGGCCCUGAUCCGCCUGCGUGACCUCACGCAGCAGCAGGAGGAAGAGCUCCGGGGCCAGAUCAAGAGCCUCGAGGAGGACGUCCAGGAGCUGUCCCUGCUCAAGGAGCAGAACGAGACGAGCCAGGACAAGCUCACACACACCGAGGCCAUGGUGGAGGACCUCCGCCAGCAGCUGGAUACGGCCCUCGGCGCCGAGGACAUGAUCGAGGACCUCACAGAGCGCAACAUGAGCCAGGCCGAGCAGAUCGAGGAGCUCAAGGCCAUCGUGGACGACCUGGAGAACCUCAAGGAGGUCAACGACGAGCUCGAGAUCAACCACGUCCAGAACGAGAAGGAGAUGCAGGAGGAGAUCGACUUCAAGGACAGCGUCAUCGCGGAGCAGGCAAGGCGUGCCGCCCAGCAGGAAGAGGCGCUCGAGGACAUGGAGUACACCCUGUCACGCUUCCGUGAGCUCGUCAACAACCUGCAGGGCGACCUCCAGGACAUGAAGGCAUCGCAGGCGGUCACCGAGGGCGAGUCCGAGAAGCUGAACAGCCGGUCCCGGGCCAUGGAGGACCUCACCAUGAAGCUGCAGAUCUCUGCCGAGAAGGCGCAGGCCAAGACCAUUGAUCUCGAGAUGCGCCGGCUCGAGGCGCAGGAGGCAGAACAGCACCUGGAGAUCAUCAAACUCUUCCUGCCCGACAGCUACCAGAGCGACCAGAACUCCGUCCUGGCCCUGCUGCGGUUCAGGCGGCUUGCCUUCAAGGCCAACCUGUUGCACCAGUUCCUCCAGGAGCGGGUCAAGGGCCAGGCGCAUCCUGGCCACGAGGAUGACGUGUUCUCUGGGUGUGACGCCAUGGACAAGCUGACCUGGGUGUCCUCCAUGUGCGACAGGUUCGUCAACUCCAUCAGCCACUGCUCCCUGGAGCAGUUCUCCAGGUACGAGGGUGCCCUGUUUGAGCUGGAACCCGUCGAGCGCGCGCUCAACGGCUGGAUCGAGGGCCUGAAGAGGGACGAGCUCAAGGAGAAGCAAUGUGCAGGCGAGCUGCAGCGCACCAUCGCCCUCAUGAGCCACCUCGGGGAGGUGCACAUAUCGGACGACCUCGAGAGCUUUGCGGAUGACGUCUACAUGAAGACAGUCCUGAUGCAGAGCCACCUCGAGUCCGCCGCCACUGCAUUUGCCACCCUCCAGAACAUGGUGCAGCACGUCAUCCCGGCCGUCAGCGAGGAGGACGAGCUCGCGCAGUUCUUCACCAAGAGAGCCGACGCCGUCGUCACGCAGACACGCAGCACCAAGGUCAUUGCUGGCAGGACUGUGGCGGCGCUCGAGGACCUGCGGGUGCGCUCCCUGGCACUGUCUCCAGAGACCAAGGAGGUCUUUGCGCAGUGUGAGGCCAUCUCGCAGGAGCUCUCUGACCUGGCCCAGAAGAUCGGACACGACCUGCAUCAGCUCCUCCACGACGAGAGCCGUGCUGAGCCUUUUACCUACCUUGAGGUCCAGUCCCGCGUGCGCAAGACCGUGCUCGACGUUGCGGCCUCGGAUGAGUCUGAUCUCUUCACAACGUACCUGAACAAGCUCCGAACCCUCACGAGGCAGAUCACGGACCUGUCGCAGCUGGCCGCAGACUUCACGCAGACGCAAGAAUUUGAGCGCAGUACGGCACCGUGGAUCCUGCGGUCCCAGGAGCUCAGAAGUGUCAAGACGGUCCCAGUCGACGCCGAGGAAGAGGUUCGGCGCCUCAAGGAGGAGUGGAGCGAGGCUCGUCGGGCCGUCGCACAGCGCGAAGAGUCCCUCAGCACGGCACUGCUCAAGAUCGAGACGCUCGAGUCCCGCAUGCGCGAUGCCACGGCCAAGGCGAACCUUAUUGCGGACCUCGAACUGCAGAUCGAGCAGAGCAAGGAGGGCGUCGCUGCGCUGCAGGAGGAUAUUGAGAAGCAAGACCGCGAGCUCAAGACGCUCGAGGCGGACCGCGACAAGUGGAAGAAGAUUGCAGGCGACUCCCGCGCCAUCAACGAGGCAGCGGCCGGCACCAAGGCGGGCAAGGAGAUGGCUGUGGCCACGGCCAGGGAGAUGGAGACGCUCAAGGAGGAGAUUGCCGCCCUGCAGUCUGCGGUGCGGUACCUGCGCCAAGACAACCGCCGCGCCCGCCUCACGGAGCAGGGCGGCUACGACUGGCUCGCGGAGCCGCUCAACAAGCCCACCCCGGUCGCCGAGCAGCGGAGGCAGCUGGUCGUCGCCGAGGGCAGAGACGUGCUGGGCGAGCUGCUCAAGAUGGCCACGUUGGCCAAGGUGUACGACCUCGGCUCGCUGCCCAGGGACAAGCUCGCGUGGAAGAGCGCAAAGAGCACGCCGCAGUACCACGCCGCGAGGCAGAUGGAGGAGCUCGCCGCGUGGCAGGGCUGGCGGGACAGCGUGGUGCGCAAGGGCCAGACGCUGACGGUUCAGCAACAGCAGCACCGCGGCCCCGAUGCCGUCAAUGUGAGGAGGGCAAGAAAUGCAGCGGCGGCGAGGCUUCAUAUCCGCCUGCCGGAUCUGUCUGGCAAGAUGAUCCCCGGCAGCAAUACUGGGAACGUGCAGAUCGUCGGCUCCCGGGAGUGGGAGGGUCUGCAGGGACGUCUGGCCGUGUAGAUCAGAUGGGAUAUGUGGAGGUUGAAGGCGCCUUGCAUUUUGUGGAUCACACUAUAUUUCUCUUGUUCUUGUUCCAAGGAUACCAAUGCCGCAAUUUUAUUUUUCAUUGUCUCUUUUUCUCCAAGGCCUCCUGGGUCAUCCCUCCUCGGACCCUCAAACUUGCAAUUCUACUUGAGAGC